This is a messenger RNA of Raphanus sativus (radish), 752 nucleotides long. RefSeq lists its product as uncharacterized. The record is from RefSeq and is a predicted model, not a curated record. Lineage: Eukaryota; Viridiplantae; Streptophyta; Magnoliopsida; Brassicales; Brassicaceae. Bases 12 to 752 code for a protein of 246 amino acids. The transcript is spliced from 2 exons.
UACAAAAUAAAAUGACAAAACCAAAUGUUUUUCUCCUCCCCAUACUUCUUAUUGCUUCUCUCUUUUACUUAUCCCACACCUUAACACUUUUUGGCAUCCCAAUCGAUGAAGUCUACAUUCGUGGUACCCUGCGUUGUAGCCUUAACGGAAACCCAAGUGCACCACCAGUCUCCAAUGCCACAGUCUACUUAGUAUGUGGCGGCGCAAACUCAACCAUCGCUCAAGCAGUGACAAAUCCGUACGGUGUAUUCGUCAUUGUGCUCAACACAGUAGAGACGCUUUUGAUCAAUCCAAGUGAAUGCAGUAUCAAAGCAAAUCUUCCGACUGGCACGUGCGAAAUCAUUCCACCGGACGGCACACUCAGUGCCUCAGUUAAUCUGGUCAACAUCACCAUCAGGGGUCUUCUUUUUAUAGCUAACUAUGCCGCCGGUGCAUUCAGGGGCGAAGCCAGGAAAGUUUUGUUAUGGGGACCCCCCAUAAACUACAGUGUGACGUGUAUGUGUCCGUUUCGGACGAACCUAGCAAAAGAUUCGGGUGUCCAUCUUUUCUCUAGAGUUUUUUGGCGAUGUGUGACUAGUCAUGAAGCAUUUGUGCCCUUGGUCGACGCCCAUAAUAACCGGAGCAGGCUUGCCAUCCUCUUCCACUUGGUGCUUCUUGGAGUUUCAUUCGGGUUCGACUCUGUUUAUUCUCUGCUGAUGGAUAAUGUCUUUAUGCAAGUACACCGGCAAAUCAAGAUCUUUAGCCUCUUUUGA